Oryzias melastigma (Indian medaka) is the source of this 412-nucleotide messenger RNA. Its product is annotated as voltage-dependent L-type calcium channel subunit alpha-1D-like. Gene Ontology annotation, biological process: calcium ion import across plasma membrane. Bases 98 to 412 code for a protein of 104 amino acids. Lineage: Eukaryota; Metazoa; Chordata; Actinopteri; Beloniformes; Adrianichthyidae. Gene Ontology annotation, molecular function: high voltage-gated calcium channel activity. The transcript is spliced from 2 exons. Gene Ontology annotation, cellular component: voltage-gated calcium channel complex; membrane. The record is from RefSeq and is a predicted model, not a curated record.
AAAUAAAAUUUCUUGUAGUGGCCUUUUAUUUUGAAAUUGUGUGUGUGUGUUCAGAGGGACGUUCGUGGUGUACAAAGACGGAGACGUGACCCACCCCAUGGUCCGACAGCGGAUCUGGCUCAACAGCGACUUCAACUUUGAUAACGUCUUGAUGGGGAUGAUGGCGCUCUUCACCGUGUCCACCUUUGAGGGAUGGCCUGCGCUGCUGUACAAAGCCAUAGACGCCAACGGCGAGAACUCUGGUCCCAUCUACAACUACAGAGUGGAGAUCUCCAUCUUCUUCAUUGUAUACAUCAUCAUCAUCGCUUUCUUCAUGAUGAACAUUUUCGUGGGUUUUGUCAUCAUCACCUUCAGGGAGCAAGGAGAGCAGGAGUACAAGAACUGCGAACUGGACAAGAACCAGGUAACCUGA